AUGUCAGGUCGCGGUAAAGGUGGAAAGGGUCUCGAAAAGGGAGGCGCUAAACGCCACAGGAAGGUCCUCCGUGACAAUAUUCAGGGCAUCACGAAACCAGCCGUCCGUCGCCUGGCUCGUCGUGGCGGCGUGAAACGCAUCUCGGGUCUCAUCUACGAGGAGACCCGUGGUGUGUUGAAGGUGUUUCUGGAGAACGUGAUUCGCGAUGCGGUCACGUACACGGAACACGCGAAACGCAAGACCGUGACUGCUAUGGAUGUGGUCUAUGCGUUGAAAUGCCAAGGUCGUACUCUCGACGGCUUUGGUGAUUUGGUCAAGCCCACGCAAAAGUCAGCCACCACAGAUUGUGGCCGUGUGCGAACGCUCCAACGGCCCUCUUUGGGGCCACCACUUGUGAUUGUUGCUGGUUCUGCUCUUUCUGCUGCUGUUGUGGAUGUGGAGAGUAAGAAGGAAGAGAUGCAAGGAAGAAGAAGUAGGAGAAGAGGUGAAGAAGGUGGAGGAGGAUGCGUAGUUGAAUGUAGAGGAGGAGGAGGAGGAGGGCCACCGCUUGUGAUUGUUGCUGGUGGUUCUGCUCUUGUUGCUGCCGCUGUUUUUGAUGCUAUCGUUGUUGGUGUGGGUGAGGGGGAGGGUGAGAUUAGGUUUGCGAGCGUGUUUGCUUCAUCCCUCUCCGCCUUCGCUUCCUCCUCCUCCUCCUCCUCCUUCUCUCCUUUCUUCUCCUCCUCCUGCUCAUCGUCCUGCUGCUGCUGCCGCUGCUGUUUGUGCUUCAUCAGGAUGACACAUGCAGCAAACAAUCGACUUUUUUGGGAACCAUGUGUAGUGCAGAUUAAUAGUCACUAUCUGAUCGUCGGACCUUCCCAAGCUUCAACAUGUGUUCAGAUUCCCGUUUAG
Molecule: messenger RNA, 888 nt
Organism: Mesocestoides corti
Lineage: Eukaryota; Metazoa; Platyhelminthes; Cestoda; Cyclophyllidea; Mesocestoididae
Source: the annotation of a GenBank genome assembly